Molecule: messenger RNA, 4494 nt
Organism: Falco peregrinus (peregrine falcon)
Lineage: Eukaryota; Metazoa; Chordata; Aves; Falconiformes; Falconidae
Gene: PLRG1
Product: pleiotropic regulator 1
Exons: 15
Coding region: 98-1648 (516 amino acids)
Biological process (GO): mRNA splicing, via spliceosome
Cellular component (GO): Prp19 complex; catalytic step 2 spliceosome; precatalytic spliceosome
Molecular function (GO): protein binding
Source: RefSeq, a predicted model, not a curated record
CCCGCCAUGCGUCACUUCCGGUGCGGCGCGGGGCAGGCGCCGGAAGCGGCUCCAUAGCGGACGGGGCAGCGCCGUGGCGGUGGGGUUGGCCGGCGCCAUGGUGGAGGAAGUGCAGAAGCAUUCUGUGCACACGCUUGUGUUCAGAUCUCUGAAAAGAACCCAUGAUAUGUUUGUAGCUGAUAAUGCCAAGCCUAUCCCGUUAGAUGAAGAAAGUCACAAAGUAAAGAUGGCAGUCAAGCUGCGUACAGAGUAUGGCUCAGUGUUACACAUGCCUACUCUUAAGGAAAACUUGAGAGAGAAAGGAGGCCCAAACACUGGGGAUCCCUAUGGACACAAACAGUAUUCUGGAAAUCAAGGACAAGAACUUGAGUAUAUGAUAACUGGUACACAUCCAUACCCACCUGGGCCUGGUGUGGCUCUGACAGCAGAUACUAAGGUCCAGAGGAUGCCUAGUGAAUCUGCAGCACAGUCCUUAGCUGUAGCGCUUCCUGCUUCUCAGUCCAGGUUGGAUGCAAAUCGGACAGCUGCUGGUGUGGGUGAUAUUUACAGACAUGCUGGAAUAUCUGAGCGUUCGCAGCCUCCUGGGGUGUCUGUGGCUAUGGUGGAAGCUGGUGGAAACAAAAAUUCUGCGUUAAUGGCAAAGAAGGCUCCAACCAUGCCCAAACCUCAGUGGCAUCCACCUUGGAAACUGUACAGAGUUAUCAGUGGUCACCUGGGCUGGGUGAGAUGUAUUGCAGUAGAACCAGGAAAUCAGUGGUUUGUAACUGGCUCUGCUGACAGAACCAUAAAGAUUUGGGACCUCGCUAGUGGCAAAUUGAAAUUGUCUUUGACGGGACACAUCAGUACUGUACGAGGGGUGAUAGUAAGUGCAAGAAGUCCAUACCUCUUCUCUUGUGGAGAAGAUAAACAAGUGAAAUGCUGGGAUCUUGAAUACAAUAAGGUUAUCAGGCAUUACCAUGGUCAUCUAAGUGCUGUCUAUGGUUUAGACUUGCAUCCAACAAUAGAUGUACUGGUAACGUGCAGCAGAGAUUCAACAGCGCGAAUUUGGGAUGUAAGGACGAAAGCCAGUGUGCACACACUAUCAGGACACACAAAUGCGGUAGCAACAGUGAAGUGCCAAGCUGCAGAACCACAAAUUAUUACAGGCAGUCAUGAUACUACCAUACGGCUCUGGGAUUUAGUGGCAGGAAAAACUCGUGUUACUUUAACAAAUCACAAGAAAUCUGUAAGAGCAGUAGUGCUACAUCCAAGACAUUACACGUUUGCAUCUGGUUCUCCAGAUAAUAUUAAGCAGUGGAAGUUCCCAGAUGGAAACUUCAUUCAGAACCUCUCUGGUCACAAUGCUAUUAUCAACACGCUGGCUGUAAAUUCUGAUGGUGUUCUGGUCUCAGGAGCUGAUAAUGGUACUAUGCAUCUUUGGGACUGGAGAACUGGAUACAAUUUCCAGAGGGUACAUGCAGCUGUGCAGCCAGGCUCUUUGGACAGUGAAUCUGGAAUAUUUGCUUGUGUUUUUGAUCAGUCAGAAAGCAGAUUGCUAACUGCUGAAGCUGAUAAAACCAUAAAAGUAUACAAAGAAGAUGAUACUGCGACUGAAGAAACUCAUCCUGUCAGCUGGAAACCAGAAAUUAUCAAGAGAAAGCGAUUUUAGUGCGGCAACAUACUUAUGCUGUAGUUUUGUUUUGGCUUUCCUGAGAGUAUUCAGUCACAUUUUGUUCUGCCUAGAACAGCAGAGCAGUAAGUCGGCUAAGUCAUUGCUAUUUCAACAUGUUUUAUAAUAAAUUGUAUUUCUCUUUCCUUUUGUCGUUUUUUGGUGUGGUCCCAGCAAACCAGUUGCAGCUGUUAACUUUCUCUUUGUGGAGCAUGUAUAGUUCAUGAAAACGAUAGAUGUGCAGGUGGUUACUUUUUUAUAUGAAUCCAUUGAGUCUAAGUCUAAAAAUACUUUGAGCCAGGUUUUCUGAAAGAUCCUUGCUUGACUCCAGAAGUUAAUUGCAAGUUUAUGCAUGGAAGCCAUCUUCUGGGGAUUUCUUGAGUGACGCUUACAGAUUUUACAAGAGUGUUGUUCACUAUACAUAUUCUAAGUAUAUACCAGAAAUGGUACAGUAUAAAUAUGUUAAAUUAGAGAGUAAUAGAGAAAGAAACAGGACAAUAUAAUCAUAGUGGAACUUGCUUUGUAAACACAGCCACUGAGCAUUGCCAGUGUUGUGUUAAUGGAUGGAAUGGAUUUUUGAAGUGUUUCUUUCGCUAGGAAAGCUUUCAUGUGCAACUGCUCAUCUUCGCUCAUUUUGUUUCAGAGUGAACCUUCUAUAACAAGGACCACUGUCAAAUCAUACUGUUCAGUCACUACAGAGUUACCAGUUGACUUCCUUUGUAAAUCACCUGUUUCUUCCAGUUAUUCAAAGCAUGUUUGACAUGAGGGCAGCAGACUUUUAAAACGGCUUGUAAGAGGGAAAGCUCUUAAGUCAUCCCAGCCUUAAUUUUACAUGUUGCUGCCUCUCCAUGAUCUUAUGAAGGGAUUCAAAAUAAAUAAAACAAUAUUACUGAAAGAUAACUUGUACUCCUGAGGGGAAGAUCUUUCAUUGUGUUUGCAGAUAGUCACACAGCAAGCAGUACACGUAAGCCUCCUUGCUAGAGCUUAUCUGUGAUGUCAGUACUGCUCUAAAGCACUUUUUCUUCAUGGGGGGAGAAAAGCAUUAAAUCAUCAAGCCAUUCAGUUGUCAACAACUUUGCCAGUGAUGUUAGUAGCUGUAGUGGCAGGUUUCAUGCUGGGUAGACACUGGGAAUCAUUCUGUGGCCACAGCGUUGAUAUCAAGCAGCUCAAUAAUUAUUUCUAUUCUCUGCCACUCUUGACAUUUUUCAAAUCUGGGAUUUAGGUUAGAGAAAGGACAGUUUCUUGCAGUGUAACUUACAAAAAGCUAGGAAAACUAAGUGUUGUUUACAUUAUGAGGAUUUUCAGCUUGUCUUACGAUGCACGGGAGGUCUUGUAUUUAUAAUUUGAAUGUUUGACAAUGUUGUUUUCAGGGAGUUCAUGCUGCAUAAAUAACAAUUUUGAUUGGCAGCUAUUGUCUGAAGCAUCUUCACAAAAAAGGGGAGUGCUUGUUAUUUACAAGUUAGAUUAAACAUCUUUUAUUUGAAUGAUAGUUCAGAUUUUUCUAGAUCUUCAUUACAUCUGUUUUCAUUUUAACUAGCGUAACAGGGAAAAAUACAGGUUGUGGCUUACAUGUAUUUUAUACUGCUGCUAAUACUUCAUCCCACAAAUCCAUGAAUUAUUGGUGUUACACAGAAUUUUUUUGCUCACAGCGAAAUCCUCUGUAGGAAGGCGGAGCGGAGAGGAAUAAUUUACUUGAAAAGCAGUGGGAUCUUUGUGGGCUGUUUGGUUUUGUUGUGGUUUUUUAGAAAUGUCUAUUUCUUUUGAAAAUUUGGAAUCAGGAAGGGGAAAUUAGAGGUUUUGGCUCACAGUUCAUCAUCUCUGUACUGUCACUUUUCUUCAAAAACUACGUUUAUUCCACUGUGUAUCACUCUGAAGAGAGAUCAGAAGGUCUGCUGCAGAACCUGUUUCUUCCCUGGACUUCUGCAGGAAUCUGCUAGCAUGGGGCAGUGGUUGCCCCAGCAUUCUUUUUAUGCCCUGGGUAAAGAUUUGUGUUGUAAAUUGAAGGCUACACACUGUUAUUUGGAGUAAUACUUCUCCUUUCUGGCUCUAUAGCAUGCUGUCCCAGUUUUAAGUGUGACUUUUUUUUUUAAUUGUGUUCUUUAACAUCCGAUUUGCAUGUUCAUUUCCUUUCCAGCAGUUUUUUCUUCCACUUGACAAUAAUGUGAAUAUCGCCAUGUAUGCUUCUAUGAGUAUUUAUGAUGCAUCAAGAUUAUCAGAUUUCAUGUAAGUGCUUCUGUAGUGCAAAGUAAGCCUAGAUAGUGAACGGUGAUCCACAUGUAUCUGAUUGUGUAGGAUACACAGCAACGUUAGAUUUGUCUACAUAAGUCAUAAAGCGAAGCAAAAUAGGAGGAUUUGGCCCAUUGGAUGUAUUUUCCAUGCUUCUGGAAAGUGUCACGUUGUCAGUUAAAGUAAUCUUGAAUGGGAGUCUAAUCUCAGAAAACAGUCAUUUAUUUCAUAAAAUUUGAUGUUGUCUUCUGUAUGUGAUCAAAUCAUACACAUUUCUACCACAGACCUUGAGUUUUAUUUUAUACUGUACAUAAUUGCAGAGAGGUAAGAAUAUGGGUUUUUUGUUUGUGGCAAUUCAAGAAAGUGUAACUGGUAAAAGUGAUAAAUUUUAAGAUCACUCUGCUGUAUACUAAAGCAUACAAUGUAAGCUAUGCAGCUAGAAUGCUGUCGUUUGCUGGCAGCAUUAAAAUUGUGCAGAACAGUAUGUCUUCGGCAACUUAAAGGCUUACAGAAGUAAAUCUUUAACAGCCAGUUUCUUUUAAGUCCUGUUAGAUAAGAAUUAAAGUGCUAUGCCUGAUUUAAAUAACAGCAAUUUAGCCGUCAAUAAAACCUUCAAUACA